AUGCCAUAUUAUGCCAUGUUUUUAAAAGAGAUGAUCACCAACAAACGGAGUUGGGAGGCAGAGGGUACAAUACCCAUGACAAAGAACUGCAGCUCAAUCAUCUUGAGAAAUCUUUCGACAAAACUUCAGGAUCCAGGGAGUUUUACUAUUCCCUGUACUAUUGGUAACAUGAAGUCCAUUAAUUGUCUGUGUGAUUUAGGUGCUAUUAUAAAUUUUAUGCCCCUAUCUCUGUUCCGGAGCAUGUUUGGUGAUCAGCAGGUACAAGCUACCCCAAUGAUGUUACAAUUGGCAGAUCACUCUUUGAAGAAGCCACAUGGGAUUGUGGAGAAUGUUUUGGUUAAGGUUAACAAAUUUAUAUUUCCUGUAGAUUUUGUUGUCCUUGAUUAUGCAGCCGACAGGGACUGCCCAAUGAUCUUGGGGCGACCAUUCAUGAACACUGGAAGAGCUCUUAUUGAUGUGCAUGAUGGCAAACUGACUUUGAGAAUUAGGGAGGAGAGUGUUGAGUUUGAUAUGAAAAAGAUUACACGCUAUCCCAAUAUUGAAGAGAAAUGGAUGCAGAUUGACAUGGUGGACGAGAUAGUACAAGAGUAG
Mercurialis annua (annual mercury) is the source of this 591-nucleotide messenger RNA. RefSeq lists its product as uncharacterized. The transcript has a single exon. The coding region runs from base 1 to 591 and encodes 196 amino acids. The record is from RefSeq and is a predicted model, not a curated record. Lineage: Eukaryota; Viridiplantae; Streptophyta; Magnoliopsida; Malpighiales; Euphorbiaceae.